GCGUGCCGGCUCUGGCCACUUGGCAGGGAGCGCGCGCUCCUGCUCCCGCUCGGAAUCCCCGUCUUACUUCCACCGCCACCGAUGGACACUGGCUCUGGCAUCACAAAUCUCCGCACCCUUCCGGCGCCUCAGCUACCACUGAGCACUCUAUCGACGGCAGUAUAAAAGUUACAGAAUAACGCUGAUGGUGGUUUCCAAGGUGAUGAGGCUUCAGCAUCAUAUUGCAAUUGGUGUUUAUUUGUUCCUGCGGCAUCAGUGCAGCACGUGAAGCGGACAGUGUGUGCUAGGGGUGAUUCUUGUUGACUGCCUUUGUGAAGAGUAAUUCGGGGAUGGAGGAAGACCAAAAGGAGGCAGAGGCAAGCCUGACACCCCCAGCGGUAUCUGAUGAUGAUCCACAGAAUAUGUCAGAUAUUCAGCAAAACUUGUCAGACGAAGAUGCUUUUAAACUUCUGUGGGAAAUGAAGAUGCGAAAAAGACAAGGGAAACCAAAUCUACCAGACACUGUCACUGAACUUGGCACAGAAGAUGGCUGUAAGGUGUACCUAGUUGGCACAGCCCACUUUAGUGAAAGUAGCAGAAAAGAUGUUGUAAAGACUAUUAAGGAAGUACAACCAGAUGUGGUAGUUGUGGAACUGUGUCAGUACAGAGUCUCCAUGCUCAAGAUGGAUGAAACGACAUUACUAAAGGAAGCCAGAGAAAUCAAUCUGGACAAGUUGCAACAAGCUAUAAAACAGAAUGGAGUAAUGUCUGGAUUAAUGCAGAUGCUGUUGUUGAAGGUCUCUGCUCACAUCACUGAACAGCUGGGCAUGGCCCCAGGAGGGGAAUUCAGGGAGGCCUUCAAGGAGGCUGGAAAAGUGCCUUUUUGUAAGUUUCACCUUGGGGAUAGGCCCAUCCCCAUCACUUUUAAAAGGGCCAUUGCUGCGCUUUCCAUCUGGCAAAAGGUCAAAUUAGCCUGGGGUCUCUGUUUCCUGUCUGAUCCUAUCAGUAAAGAUGACGUAGAAAAGUGCAAACAAAAAGAUCUUCUGGAGCAGAUGAUGUCUGAAAUGAUUGGAGAGUUCCCUGACCUUCACCGUACAAUUGUUGCCGAACGAGAUGUUUAUCUUGCAUAUAUGCUGAAGCAGGCAGCAAAGCCAUUAGAACUACCUCUGGCUUUAGGAACCGAGUCCAGCCAGCAAAUACCAUCUGUUGUGGUAGGAGUAGUUGGAAUGGGUCACAUACCUGGAAUUGAGAAGAACUGGAAUAAUCUAUUAAAUAUUCAAGAAUUAAUGAGUGUUCCUCCACCAUCGUUAGCUGCUAAAGUAUUCAAGUUCGCUGUUAAAGUAACUCUUAUGGGACUCAUGGGUUAUGGCUGCUACCGUGUGGGAAAAGGGACCGUUCAGUUAAUGCUGUCAAGACCAUUUAUACAGAGUUACCUCCACAAAUUUACAAAUGAAAUAUUCUAACUGAAAGCAAAACAGUUCAAUGAUGACCUUUACUUGGUGAUUAAAAGAAGUGCUGAAGGCAAAUAUGCAGGAAACUUUGCAAUUUCAGUGCGUUUGUAUUAGACUUUGAAUUCAAUAAUGCAAAUGUUACAUGACAUGAUGGAUGAAUUCUCAUUACUUAAAAGCUGCACCAUCUGGGAGUGAUGAAAAGUAAUAAGUCAGAAAAUUUACCAGUGCCAUUCUGCGUAAAAACAUCUCCCUUUUAACUUUGAGAGGAGACCUGUAAUGUGAAUGGCAUGAGCUUAGUCAUCGGGUUACUGUAUUUUAAGCCUAUCAAUUUUGGGGUGGUGGGGUACUUAAAUUUACAAAUGUUCAUAUUUUGAAAUGCUGCAAUAGUACUAUCUAUUUUCAUUUAAUGCAACAUUAAGAGACACAUGGUUCAACUGUUGCUUUAAAAUCAUGUUCAGAUGCCACUGAGAAAAUCAUGUGAUUAUCUCAGAUAUUCAUCUUAACUAGUAAUCUGCACAAAAUUGUUUUAAUAACUUUUCAGAUAUUAAUAUGAAGAUUUUGACAAUGUCCAUAUGGUAAUAGCUAUACGGUUUACAACUCAAGAUGCAACUGGUGGUUUUUAGAUAUGUCAAAACAUUUAUUAACUUUUCUGUUGAAUCUAUUGGUUCACAGACCUUUGUUUUGUUUUGAUAGGUGAUGGAAUUCUAUUAAAACAAAUGAAUAUUUAAAA
Messenger RNA from Carcharodon carcharias (great white shark), 2160 nucleotides. RefSeq names its product TraB domain containing (gene trabd). The record is from RefSeq and is a predicted model, not a curated record. Bases 330 to 1442 code for a protein of 370 amino acids. The transcript is spliced from 11 exons. NCBI's taxonomy places the organism in Eukaryota, Metazoa, Chordata, Chondrichthyes, Lamniformes, Lamnidae.